Homarus americanus (American lobster) is the source of this 2207-nucleotide messenger RNA. Its product is annotated as trophinin-like. The coding region runs from base 15 to 2207 and encodes 730 amino acids. The record is from RefSeq and is a predicted model, not a curated record. The transcript is spliced from 5 exons. Lineage: Eukaryota; Metazoa; Arthropoda; Malacostraca; Decapoda; Nephropidae.
AUCUCGUCUUCAGCAUGUUGACGAAGGUUGUGUUGUGUGUGGUGGUGGUGACGGCAGGGGCCACCAUUCUGAGGGACGAGCGUCAGGGGCCAUUUGAAAACGGUGCCUACAGCUUCGACUUCCAGACCAGCGGUGGCAUCAGGCGUCAGGAGGAAGGCGUCCCUCUGAGGAGGUCUGGAGCCGUGGCCGUACAAGGAGGAUGGUCGUUCAACUUCCCCGACGGUACACCCUCUAAUGUUAACUUCAUCGCUGACGAGGCCGGUUACCGGGAAGUGUCCGACCGGUUCUCGGCUCCAGGUUACCGACCCGGUGGAUAUAAACGUCCGGUAUCCCAGUUUGGUGGAGCAUCUAGUCCUGGAUCCCAGUUUGGUGGAGCAUCUCGUCCUGGAUCCCAGUUUGGUGGAGCAUCUAGUCCUGGAUCCCAGUUUGGUGGAGCAUCUCGUCCUGGAUCCCAGUUUGGUGGAGCAUCUAGUCCUGGAUCCCAGUUUGGUGGAGCAUCUCGUCCUGGAUCCCAGUUUGGUGGAGCAUCUCGUCCUGGAUCCCAGUUUGGUGGAGCAUCUCGUCCUGGAUCCCAGUUUGGUGGAGCAUCUAGUCCUGGAUCCCAGUUUGGUGGAGCAUCUCGUCCUGGAUCCCAGUUUGGUGGAGCAUCUAGUCCUGGAUCCCAGUUUGGUGGAGCAUCUCGUCCUGGAUCCCAGUUUGGUGGAGCAUCUCGUCCUGGAUCCCAGUUUGGUGGAGCAUCUCGUCCUGGAUCCCAAUUUGGUGGAGCAUCUCGUCCUGGAUCCCAGUUUGGUGGAGCAUCUCGUCCUGGAUCCCUGUUUGGUGGACCUGGAUCACUGCCUGCUGCAUCAUCUAGACCUGGAUCCCAGUUUGGUGGAGCAUCACGGCCAGGAUUCGCAGCUGCAGGAUCCCAAACCUCUGGGUCAUUUCCGGGAUCCUCUUAUAUUCCUCCUUCAGGUCCAGGAUCCCAGGUUGGUGGAUCAGGCGCCCCAGUAUUUCAGACAAGGGCAUCAGGAGCCCCAGGAUCACAGGCUGGGGGAUUUGAAACCCCAGGAUCUCAGCCAAGUGGAUUAGAAGCACCAGGAUCCCAGGGUGGUGCAUCAGGAGCCCCAGGAUCCCUACCCAGUGGAUCUGGAGCCCCAGGAUCCCUACCUAGUGGAUCAGGAGCCCCAGGAUCCCUACCCAGUGGAUCAGGAGCCCCAGGAUCCCUACCCAGUGACCAGAGCCCCAGGAUCCUACCUAGUGGAUCAGGAGCCCAGGAUCCCUACCUAGUGGAUCAGGAGCCCCAGGAUCCCUGUCACCUAUUGAUCAGGAGCCCCAGGAUCCUACCCAGUGGAUCUAGAGCCCCAGGAUCCCUACCUAUUGGAUCAGGAGCCCCAGGAUCCCUACCCAGUGGAGCAACAGGAGCCCCAGGAUCCCUACCUAUUGAUCAGGGAUUCCCCAGGAUCCUCACUCAGGGAUCAGAGCCCCAGGAUCCCUACCUAUUGAUCAGGAGCUCUAGGAUCCCUACCAGGAUCAGAGCCCCAGGAUCCUACCUAGUGAUCAGGACCCCAGGAUCCCCACCUAUUGGAUCAGGAGCCCAGGAUCCCUACCUCGAUCCCUACCUAUUGGGAUCUGGAGCCCCAGGAUCCCUACUCAGUGAAUCAGGAGCCCCAGGAUCCCUACCUAGUGGAUCAGGAGUCCCCAGGAUCCCUACUCCAGGAUCAGGAGCCCCAGGAUCCCUACCCAGUGGAUCAGAGCCCAGGAUUUCUGGUAAUUAUUGGAUCUGGAGCCCGGGUGAUCCCUACCUCGUGGAUCAGGAGCCCCAGGAUUUCUACCUAUUGGAUCUGGAGCCCCAGGAUCCCUACCUAUUGGAUCUGGAGCCUCAGGAUCCCUACCUAGUGGAUCAGGAGCCCCAGGAUCCCUACCUAGUGGAUCUGGAGCCCCAGGAUCCCUACCUAGUGGAUCUGGAGCCCCAGGAUCCCUACCUAGUGAAUCAGGAGCCCCAGAAUCCCUACCUAGUGGAUCAGGAGCCCCAGGAUCCCUACCUACUGGAUCAGGAGCCCCAGGAGCCCAGAUUCGUGGAUCAGGAGCACCAGGAUCCUUCUUUGGCGGAUCAGAGACCCAGUUCAGUGCUCCACAAGUCCCCGGAUACCUGUACUCUGCCCCGCCACCCUCCAGCCAACUACGAUUUUAAUGUUUUCUUACGACUCUUAAGAACGAGUACUUGA